Messenger RNA from Fusarium sp. VM40, 435 nucleotides. NCBI's taxonomy places the organism in Eukaryota, Fungi, Ascomycota, Sordariomycetes, Hypocreales, Nectriaceae. The record is from the annotation of a GenBank genome assembly.
AUGUGUGACAAACCUCGGCCGUCGUGCAUCGAGUCAUGCAGCAACGCGGAAUUGUGUGAAGCUAUCCCAGACUACAUGUCGUUCGGUUGCGUUAUGCACGACCCAAUAGUUGAGAGCAAGCCGCAGAUAAUACCUCUUGUGGAGAUGAAGACAAAGAGACAUGGACAGAACAAGGAAUCACGUCCACUCCUAUGGGUCAGCAUUGGCACCAAUACGAGCGAAUACGCAGUUGGCUACACUUCUUCACACUCUACUCCACGAUCGCUGAAGACACUACCAGUAUCAGGAACAGCCGAUAUACACUUCACUUGGCAUCUCCAGUUCGUGUUGGCUUGCCGCGGGUAUUCUCAUGGUGUGCUUUCAGCGGCCCGCGCGCAUGAGUUGGUCGGCGUAUCCACCUGGAAUCACUCCGAACAAGCCGCCUCUACGAGGUGA